GUCGCCUUCACUCGCCUCGGGCCUCCCGCGACACUCGCGACCCCGACUCGCCGUUACUCCCCACAUCAAUGCCCUCCGCUUCCAUUUCCCUCCUCCGCCACCUCGUCCCGUCCCGUCUCCCUCCCUCCUCCUCCCGUGCUCCUCCUCCUCUGCUGUGAUCGAUCACCUUGCUACCUCCCUCCGCGUCCCCGGCGGCAUUGCCGAGAGAGAGAUGAAGCCGCUGUACCUGCGGAGCGGUGGCCGGAGCUUCAAGAGGCUGCUCCUCUCCAUCGGCCACCGGUCACCGUCCAAGCCGCCCGCGUCGCCGGCCCACGACGCCGCCGCUGCAAACGAAGAGCCGGAGCCGUCCCCGCGCAGCAGCAGGCCCGCGUGGCGCUGCUUCUCCUACGACGAGAUCAACCGCGCCACGAACGGCUUCCACGAGGGCAACCUCGUGGGCCGGGGCGGGUCCUCGGAGGUGUACCGCGGAGAGCUCCCCGGCGACGGGCGCGCCGUGGCGGUGAAGCGGCUGAUGGGAUCCUCGGCGUGCGAGCGGCGGGAGCGGGACUUUUUGGCGGAGCUCGGCACGGUGGGCCACGCGCGCCACCCCAACGUGUGCGCGCUCCUCGGCUGCUGCGUCGACCGCGACCUCUACCUCGUCUUCGAGUUCUCAAACCGCGGCUCCGUCGCCGCCAACCUCCACGACGAGGCGUCGCCGGCGAUGGGGUGGGCGGCGCGGCGCGGCAUUGCGGUGGGCACGGCGAGGGGGCUCGAGUACCUGCACAAGGGGUGCCAGCGGCGGAUCAUACACCGGGACAUCAAGGCCUCCAACGUCCUGCUCACCGACGACCUCCAUCCGCAGAUUUCUGAUUUCGGGCUCGCCAAGUGGCUGCCGUCGGAGUGGACGCACCGGGCGAUCGCGCCCAUCGAAGGAACCUUCGGGUGCCUGGCGCCGGAGUACUACACGCACGGCAUCGUGGACGAGAAGACGGACGUGUUCGCGUUCGGCGUCUUCCUCCUCGAGCUCGUCACCGGCCGGAAGCCGGUGGACGGCAGCCACCGGAGCCUCCUCAGCUGGGCCCGGCCGCUGCUUGCCGACGGCAAGAUCGACCCCCUGGUGGACCCGAGGCUCGGCGGCGACUACGACGGCGAGGAGGCUAAGCGGGUGGCGUUCGUGGCGGCGCUGUGCAUCCGGGCGCCGGCGACGUGGCGGCCGUCCAUGACCGAGGUGCUGGAGCUGUUGGAAGGCGGCGAGAUCCGGCAAGACCGGUGGGCGAUGCCCGAGGUGGCGGCCGACGACGAGGAGCCCUGGUGGUUAGACGACCUUGACGACGAGGAGGAGGAGGAAGACGAGGACGAGGAGUUCAACACCCCGUCCCCUUCUUCAUCUUCAUCAACUACGAGCAAUUAGCGUAGGAGUACAUCAUAAUCUAAACAAAUUCAGGUGCCUGUGAUAGAAGAAGUUUUGCUAGCCGCCCUACCCGUGGGGCGGGCCCACAUGUAAAUACGAAUGUUAUCUUCGGACCUCAGCUAUCAGUGUACCAAUACGAAGAGCAAGUAUGCUGUACCAGUCCUAGUCAUCCAUUGAUCAUGACAGGAUACACACA
Messenger RNA from Setaria italica (foxtail millet), 1586 nucleotides. RefSeq names its product probable receptor-like serine/threonine-protein kinase At5g57670. Gene Ontology annotation, biological process: protein phosphorylation. NCBI's taxonomy places the organism in Eukaryota, Viridiplantae, Streptophyta, Magnoliopsida, Poales, Poaceae. The transcript is spliced from 5 exons. The record is from RefSeq and is a predicted model, not a curated record. Gene Ontology annotation, molecular function: protein kinase activity; ATP binding. Bases 212 to 1390 code for a protein of 392 amino acids.